Messenger RNA from Molossus molossus (Pallas's mastiff bat), 284 nucleotides. Its product is annotated as metallothionein-4. The transcript is spliced from 3 exons. The record is from RefSeq and is a predicted model, not a curated record. NCBI's taxonomy places the organism in Eukaryota, Metazoa, Chordata, Mammalia, Chiroptera, Molossidae. Gene Ontology annotation, molecular function: metal ion binding. Bases 80 to 268 code for a protein of 62 amino acids.
AUAGGCAGCCUCCUGCGGCUGCUGUCUCAGCCUCCCUGCUCCAGUGCAGACACACUGGAGCCUCUAGGACACCUGGACCAUGGACCCCAGGGAAUGCUCCUGCAUGUCUGGAGGAAUCUGCAUCUGUGGGGACGACUGCAAAUGCACAACCUGCAACUGUAAAACAUGCCGAAAAAGCUGCUGCUCCUGCUGUCCCCCAGGCUGUGCCAAGUGUGCUCGGGGCUGCAUCUGCAAAGGAGGCUCAAGCAAGUGCAGCUGCUGCCACUGAAAUGCAUCCGUCGUGC